UUUCUUUGCCGCUUAUCCUCACGGCUCGCGGGGCAUGCUGGAGACCUAUCAUUGCUGUCAAUGGGCAGGAGGCGCGCUACACGCUGGACUGGUCGCCAGCCAAUCACAGGGCACAGAGAGAGAGAGACAAACAGCCACACUCACAAUCACACCGAUGGGGCAAUUUAGAAUGUUGAAACAAUGUUGCGUGUUUUUUGGGGAAGUGGGAGGAAACCGGAGUGCCCACCCGGAGAAAACCCGCACAGGCACGGCGAGAACAUGCAAAUUCCACAGAGGCGGGUCCGGGAUUGAACCCGGGACCUCAGAACUCUUCAGGCCAACAAAAGGAUGUGAACUGAAAUGAAGGCGAUGAGAUUGUAACGUACGCUCGGGCACAAACGUGAUGCGCAGCGAUUACAAGGAAUUCAGACAACAAAAGAAAAACUCAGGACGUAAAAAUAAGAUCAGGAAAGGACGUUGGACGAACUGCUUGGACUUGGGACACGAGCGAUGUCACGAUCCCGCAAAACGUGCGCCCCCGCAGAGUUCGCCUGCCUGAACGGUCAGUGCGUCCCCGGGCGAUGGCGCUGCGACGGAGAAGCCGAAUGUCCGGACGGUUCUGACGAGGCAGAGGAGACUUGCAGCAAGCAGACUUGCCCACCCGACAAAUUCGACUGUGGGGGAUCCAAUAAGUGUGUGUCGCUAUCGUGGAGAUGUGACGGCGAGAGGGAUUGCGAGAACGGGGCCGACGAGGAGGACUGCGCAUCUGACGCCAAAGCCUGCCCCGCUGGCCAGUUCAUGUGCGCCAACCGCAAGUGCUUGGCCGCAGUCCACGUGUGCGACGGCGACGACGACUGCGGCGACGGCAGCGACGAGCUCAAGUGCACGUCGCCCCUCACCUGCGGGCCCAACCGACUCCGCUGCAACAGUUCCGAGUGCGUGCCGCUCAUGUGGAGCUGCGACGGCGAUCCCGACUGCGCCGACGCGUCGGACGAGGGGCCCGAGCGCUGCGGCGACGGCGCCGGCGCCCGCCCGACUCACCGCAGGGCCAACUGCGCGGCCCAGGAGUUCCGGUGCGCCAACGGGGAGUGCGUGCGGCUCAGCUGGAAAUGCGACGGCGAUCCCGACUGCAAGGACAAGUCGGACGAGUUGGACUGCCCCCUGCUGACUUGCCGACCCGACGAGUUCCAGUGCGGCGACGGUUCUUGCAUCCACGGCACCAAGCAGUGCAAUAAGGUCAACGACUGCCCCGAUCACAGCGACGAGUCCGGCUGUGUCAAUUCCACCAAAUGUGAGGGCCCCCGGAAGUUCUUGUGCAACAACGGGGAGUGCAUCGAUAGUUCCAAAGUGUGCGACGCCGUCAAGGACUGCAAGGACAGAUCAGAUGAGCCCAAGAAAGAGUGCGGGCUCAACGAGUGUAUGAUCAAUAACGGCGGCUGCUCCCACGUCUGCAUGGACCGACCCAUCGGCUUUGAGUGUCAGUGCCCCGCCGGCUACCAGCUGCUGGACAAGAAGACGUGUGGAGACAUUGAUGAGUGUGAGAAUCCAGACGCUUGCAGCCAAAUCUGCAUCAACUACAAGGGGGAUUUUAAGUGCGAGUGCUACGAAGGCUACGAGAUGGAUCCCGUCACAAAGACGUGCAAGGCGGAGGGAAAAAGCCCUUACCUACUGUUUACUAACCGACAUGAGAUCCGCCGUAUCGACCUGGUGAAGAGGGACUACAGCCAGGUGGUUUCAACCCAGAAGAACACCGUGGCGCUGGACCUGGACGUGGCUAAUAACCGAGUCUUCUGGUGUGACCGUUUUCAUCGGAAGAUCUACAGCGCCUUCAUCCACGAGGCCAAUGACCCGUCUCAGCAGGUCAAACUGGUGGAUUCGUCGCUGCAGACCCCGGCUGGUCUCGCGCUGGACUGGCUGCAGCACAACCUGUACUGGACCGACUCGGGGGACAAAUCCAUCUCUGUGGCGUCAGUGGACGGCACCAAGAGACGUGUGCUCAUCAACACGGAACUCAGUGAGCCCAGAGCCAUCGCGCUGGAUCCUCAUCACGGUUUCAUGUACUGGUCGGACUGGGGCACGAGAGCCAAGAUCGAGAAGGCCGGGAUGAACGGAGUGGACCGGCAGGUGCUGGUGGCCGACGACACCGAAUGGCCCAACGGCAUCACUCUGGAUGUGGCUAACCGCCGUCUGUACUGGGUGGAUUCCAAGCUGCACCACAUCGCCAGCGUGGACCUGAACGGAGCUCACCGCAGGACACACAUGGCGUCCGCCGAGACCCUCGGACAUCCCUACGCUCUGGCUGUGUUUGAGGAUCGCAUCUAUUGGACAGACCGAGACAAGGCGUCAGUCUUCACGGCCAACAGGCUGACGGGUCAAGACGUUCACACGCUGGCCGAAAACCUCAACGAUCCGCACGACAUCGCCGUCUUCCACCAGCUGCGGCAGCCUCGAGGUCCGGACAGUUGCAAUCUGGGCAGCGUGGCCAACGGAGGCUGCGAGUACUUGUGUCUGAAAGCGCCGCAGAUCACCGAGCACUCGCCCAAGUACACCUGCGCCUGCCCCGACGGACAAGAGCUCGGCCCGGAUAUGAGGGCUUGUGUCCCGGCGCCGCGAAACGACAUGCCGCGCUCGCCCUCGUCCGCGACCACGGCAGCGCGAGACUUCCCGGCACCCUCCGAGGGCGACUCGCCGGCGGACGCCGGCCCGCGAUUGACCGCGACGCCUCUGGCCGGCCUGGCGCCGCACACGCCCCUCGGGACCCUCAAGGCGGCGAUGGCGGCGGCGUCGCAGGAGUCCGAGGCGCCGGGGUCGCGCUCGACCGCCACCGUCACCGUUGAGGCCAGCACGAUGGCGGGCGACAGCGGCGUGUCGCAGCACUCUGGAAGUGAGCAUUUCCUCCUGGGAGAAAACCUGACGGUGGCUGUUUUGGGGGUGGUCAUCCCCAUCGUUCCUAUCGUUGCCACAGUGGUGUUGGGCUUAGUCUGCGCCGGGGUCUACGCGGUGUGGCGCAACUGGAGGCGCAAGUCCACCAAGAGCAUGAACUUCGACAACCCCGUCUACCGCAAGACCACCGGCGAGGGCGAGGAGGACGAGAUCCACAUCGGCCGGACCGACGGCGCGGGGCACCACGUGCACCACCACCACCACCACCACCCGUACCCGCAAGGCGUGGGGGUGGUGAGCUCGGCGGGCGGCGCCUGCCCGCAGUUCAUCACCUUACCGCUGGGGGGCGGCGUGCCCGAUCCGGGCGCCCACUGGUACACGGAGCAGCCCACGCUCUCCACGGCGUGAGACGGAAGCCGGGCCUUCAGGGGACAAGACGGCUGCCGUGGCGUGCGCGCGCAGGGAGGUCAGAGGUGACCGAGGUCACGUCUCAUCAAAUGCCGUCCGCAGCCGAGUUCUAUGCCAAUUUUCAAAGUUCUAUUUUUCUCAGAUGAAGUCCCGUUUUGCAUCGAUGGAGUGUCUGUCGCGUGUCGUCCACUGGUGUGUCUUUUGUCCUCGACGUGUUUAUUUGGGAUUUGCGUGGCGAGAAGGAAAAGCUCCGAAAUUGCGGAUCUGCGUCGAUGGGACGAGCUGGACCGAUUCGGAAUAGAAUCGAACAUCGUGUCAAAAAAAAAAAAAAAAAAAAAGAAUUUUCUUGCUGCAGCGUGUUUGGGGCCCACCAGUCCGGACUUGGUUCAGCCGAGUUGUUCCUUCUGCGCUGACAAAAACAACGGAAGCGCUUUUCUGAUUUGACCUUCAGCAACGUGACGAAGCGAAAGGAUGUUCGUCGCGCAUUGGGGUGGAAAAAGCGCAAUCGGAGCAGAAAUAAUGACUGGGACUGGGUUCCUCCUUGUCGUCGCUGCGACCUUUCAAUGUUAUGCGCUUUGAAAGGCGCAAUAUAUCACAAGUUUUCGCGCACUCGCUCUCCCGCCAACAUGAGCGGCGAGAGCUCAGCGGCCGUCGGCGGCGUAUACAAACACGAACGCUCGCUUGCGCUCUAGCGGCGCCACGUUCACCUUUUCAUGCAUUUUUGCAGGCAACCAGUUGUUGUUCUGUUGAAAAAAAUAAAAAAAUCACGUUUGAAUCACUUUUUGGGGAACACUUUUUUCAUUUUUCCACCCCAAUGAAAUUAUGACGGGUGUCAAUUAUUCAAUAUUUUUCUGUGCACGGUCCAACCCGGUGGUUGCCCCCCCCAUGAAUCGAAGGGGUCCCCCCUCACUCCCUGUGACCUUUUAGCGUGUUUGCAUUCGCGUCGGCCGCAGCGCACGCGAGCGCCAACGUCGGUCCCCCGGCCACGUCUGAAGUUUUUGGCGCUGUGCGUUGCGCAACCUUUUUGUGUCACGUGAAAGUUUGCAGAUGAAUGGCUGCAUCAUGAGGGUGCUUUUUGACUCCGAUAUGUAAAUAUGUUUUCGUAAGGAAUUUUGAUAAUGUAUAAUAGCCUCCGAUGAUGUAAAAGACAAGAUGUACAAAGGAUUUCAGAUAAAGUGUUGGCAGUAUAUUCAUUUAUUUGUACAAAAAGAGAGCACGACAUUUCCUGCCCGUAAGGAAAUCCAAAUUGUUCACCAAAAUUUUUCCAUGUUUUUUCUUAGCGUGCAUCCCUCACCGUCCAUUUUUAUGAGCCAGCCUUAUUUUUGUCUUAGUCCAUGUAAAAAAUUGACAUUUUUCUUCCUGGCAAUUCACACGACAUCGCGUGCAUUCAUGUUUGUUUGUU
Syngnathoides biaculeatus (alligator pipefish) is the source of this 4672-nucleotide messenger RNA. Its product is annotated as low-density lipoprotein receptor-related protein 8-like. The record is from RefSeq and is a predicted model, not a curated record. The transcript has 17 exons. The coding region runs from base 490 to 3270 and encodes 926 amino acids. NCBI's taxonomy places the organism in Eukaryota, Metazoa, Chordata, Actinopteri, Syngnathiformes, Syngnathidae. Gene Ontology annotation, molecular function: calcium ion binding; protein binding.